AUGGACGAAGACGAACCCAUGCCACCAGUCGACGGCGAUGAGUCCGACGACGACGCCGCGGAGCGCCUCCCGGACUUGACCUUGUACAAGAUCCUUACCCUCCUGCCGCCGUCCUCGGCCACGAGGUGCAAGGUCGUCUGCAAGAGAUGGCGCUCAAUGAUCUCCAGCCCCUCCUUCGUGCGUGACCAUGCCGCAGCCGUGCGCUCGAGGGACCCUUCCAUCCUCCUCUUCGACGGCGCCGCCCGCUUCCCGGGCAGGAUCGUCGACGAGAACAGGACAGCGAGGCUGGCGCUGCGCCGAUGGAGGGCAGAGCCCACGGAGGGCUACGGCGUGCAGAACUGCUGCGGCUCCCUCGCCUGCCUUCGGAACGGACUCGGCGGGGCCGAGCUAGUCAACCCGGCUACCGGCGACUGCUUCCGUCUUGGCGGUGACAGCGACGUCGUCCGCGACCGCGGCACGAGGACGGGAGCCGACCAGCUCCCCUGGUACUGCCUCGGACGCUGCCCGUCGACCGGCGAGUACAAGGUGAUACGCUUCGACAUCCGCGUGCCCUACUCCAGCGCCCCGCACGUCACGUGCGAGGUCUGCGCCCUCGGUGGCCGCGGCGGCCAGGGCCUCAGCCGCAUGUGGCGGGAGGUGGGAGUGUGGGAUGUGAACUUCUGCCCGAGCGAUGGCGGCGUGCACAUCGCCGGCGUGGUGUACUACGUUGCUAACUUCUUGGGGGCACCCUUUGUCGUCGGCUUCGACCUUUCGACUUACCAGCUGCGCCACAUCGACCUCCCCGCGGUCGACGACGCGGUGGCGUCGCUCUCCGAGCUCGAGGGGCGGCUCUGCGCGUCACUGGUGCCCGCUGGGCAGUGGUGCGGCGACGGCGGGGUGAACAUGGACCUGUGGGUGCUCCCCGACGGCGGCCAGGACCAGCACGAGUGGAUCCACAGGUACAGGUUUGAGCUGGACGGCAGCGCGAGGCACAUCCCGAGGCCGCUGUUCGUAAGCGGCGGCAGGAGGCUGAUCAUGAAGUGCGCCGACGGGUCGCUAUGCUCCUACGACGUUGCCGGCGGUAGUGACGAAGGUGCUUUCUUGGUAUUCCAGCACAAGAGCGGGCAGCGGAUGAGAGGCGCCACCGCCGACGUCUUCGUGGAGAGUUUGCUCCCCGUGCGCACCAUCCUGCAAUCCUAG
Molecule: messenger RNA, 1179 nt
Organism: Aegilops tauschii subsp. strangulata
Lineage: Eukaryota; Viridiplantae; Streptophyta; Magnoliopsida; Poales; Poaceae
Product: F-box/LRR-repeat protein At2g40920-like
Molecular function (GO): protein binding
Source: RefSeq, a predicted model, not a curated record